AUGCUUGGCUGUGUAGGUAUACUAAACCCUGUGCGGGAGAACUUCGAGCGAGGCUACGAGGUGGGUGGUCAUCUGACCGUGUACCGUGAAGGCGCGUGUGUGGUAGACGUCGUCUUUGGCUACACAGACCUCACAUUCACCAAAGCGUACGCCCCAGACACUCUGCAGUUGAUCUUCAGCUCAACCAAGUUCGUGGAGUCGAUGGCCAUGUUAUUGCUCGUGGAUAAGGGGUUGCUGCAUGUAGACGCACCCAUUGCCAAGUACUGGCCAGAGUUUGCGCAGAACGGCAAGGAGAAUGUCACUUUGGGGGAUCUCAUGUCACACGCGGGUGGACUGCAUGGCGUGUGUGAGCCCAUUCCCUUGGACGUGGUGAUUGAAAAUGGGGACAGGUUUAAGCAGAUCCUGGAGAAGACUCCGCUGGACGAACGCACCUUCCGCCAAAAGGGUCGCCAGGGCUACCACGGCAUCACCCGAGGGCUGUAUGCCAACGAGAUAUGUAAACUGGUCGACCCCCACAAACGCAACAUCAACGAACUCAUAGAGCAGGAGGUGUUGCAGCCCAUGGGUGUCAAGGACUUCCGCAUUGGUGUGUUGAAAGGGUCAGAAAUGUCCCAGCGGGUAGGUAAGGCUAUUGAGACCUCUGCCCACAAGUUCCUGUUUGGCGUGGUUCCGCGUCUGCUGUUGCCUAAGGCGGUGACUGACGCAAUCUACACCGACGUCAGCCUUGCCGAGAAUGAAACACAGUUCAUCCGCAACGCGAUAGGCAAAGACAAGUCCCAAGUGGCAUCGCAGGCAUUCACUCAGGUGUGGAAAGAUGGGCCACGGAGUUUGGCUAGCUACAGUGAGCACGAGGGCUGGCGCGAGAAACACUCAGCGUCAACCAACGGCUUCAGCCACGGCGGAGUGCUUGCUCGUCUGGCCAACGUCUUUGCGCACAAGGGAGUGGACAGUGUAACGGGCAAACGCAUCCUCAGCGAACAAGCGGUGGAGAUAGCCUCCACCAAACUAGAUCUGCUGAAAGACGAGACGUUGAACACCGACAUACGGUACACUCAGAUGGGUCUUUCGGACGUCACCACCAUAACCCAGCCUCCCCCAUGGUAUAGUGCGCGUAACUGGGAGGCUGCCCACAACAAGUUCCAGGGGUGGCUGGGUGCAGGAGGCAGUCUCAUCCAGUACUCGACUUCACACAAGAUGAGCGUAGGCUACACCAUGAACAGAUACGCCAUGCACAUCGCCGACUGGCGUGGGCCGUGUUACUUGGCCGAGGCAGCGGCGAUUGCGGAGCGAUUAGAUGCGGCCGAAGCGAAAACAAGCGCUUGAAAGUUGACCGAUGAACCAUAGCGUUAAACGCCUGUAACCACUGUAGAGACGGUGUGGGCUGCACCAUGCAUGGGCAGAUGGGGAAGAUUAAUGGAACAGAACUAAAUGCGUGUGUAACGCUUUGUAGAGAUCGACGUCGUCGAGUAGAUAAAGUAAAUACGGAGGAAAAAGUAUG
Messenger RNA from Sphaeroforma arctica JP610, 1498 nucleotides. Its product is annotated as beta-lactamase. NCBI's taxonomy places the organism in Eukaryota, Ichthyosporea, Ichthyophonida. The coding region runs from base 1 to 1323 and encodes 440 amino acids. The record is from RefSeq and is a predicted model, not a curated record. The transcript is spliced from 6 exons.